Messenger RNA from Pomacea canaliculata, 3947 nucleotides. RefSeq names its product V-type proton ATPase catalytic subunit A. Bases 55 to 1923 code for a protein of 622 amino acids. Gene Ontology annotation, molecular function: ATP hydrolysis activity; ATP binding; proton-transporting ATPase activity, rotational mechanism. The record is from RefSeq and is a predicted model, not a curated record. The transcript has 15 exons. Gene Ontology annotation, cellular component: lysosomal membrane; proton-transporting V-type ATPase, V1 domain. Gene Ontology annotation, biological process: ATP metabolic process; proton transmembrane transport. Lineage: Eukaryota; Metazoa; Mollusca; Gastropoda; Architaenioglossa; Ampullariidae.
AGUCAGUCAGAGUUAUCCGACUUGACUAGCAUCACAUGACAAGACGCCUUCGACAUGGCUGGAGGAAUGGAAGGAGCGCAGAAACUCCCCAAGAUCCGCGAUGCGGAGAAGGAGUCCAUGUUUGGCUAUGUGUACACUGUAUCUGGUCCUGUGGUGGUGGCCCAGGAGAUGGCCGGUGCAGCCAUGUACGAACUGGUUCGUGUAGGACAUGGUGAGCUGGUAGGGGAGAUCAUCCGUCUUGAGGGUGACAUGGCCACCAUCCAGGUAUACGAGGAAACCUCCGGUGUGACUGUUGGUGACCCUGUGUUACGUACAGGCAAACCCUUGUCUGUCCAGCUUGGUCCUGGUAUUAUGGGUUCUAUCUUUGAUGGUAUCCAGCGUCCCUUGGAGACAAUUAGUGACCUGACCCAGAGUAUCUACAUCCCUAAAGGUAUCAACACGCCUGCUCUGGAUGCCCACAAACAAUGGGAAUUUGCUCCUGUCAAAGACAUCAGGAUUGGCAGUCACGUCACUGGAGGGGAUAUCUUCGGCAUGGUUAACGAAAACAUCCUUGUAAAGCAUCGCAUCAUGCUGCCACCCAAGGCCAAGGGCACAGUGACCUACGUCGCCCCACCUGGCAACUACACAGUCAAUGAUAUUGUGCUGGAGACAGAGUUUGAAGGACAGAGAUCAAAGUUCAGCAUGUUGCAAGUGUGGCCUGUGCGACAGAUGAGACCUGUUGGUGAAAAACUUGCUGCAAACUACCCUCUGCUGACAGGACAGCGAGUUCUUGAUGCUCUGUUUCCUUGUGUACAAGGUGGGACUACAGCCAUUCCUGGGGCUUUUGGCUGUGGAAAAACUGUGAUCUCUCAGUCCCUGUCAAAAUACUCAAAUAGUGACAUCAUCAUCUAUGUGGGUUGUGGAGAACGUGGAAAUGAGAUGUCUGAAGUAUUGAGAGACUUCCCUGAGCUGACCAUGGAUGUUGAGGGAAAACAAGAGAGCAUCAUGAAGCGAACAGCAUUGGUGGCUAACACAUCUAACAUGCCUGUCGCCGCUCGAGAAGCAUCCAUCUACACAGGUAUCACACUGUCAGAAUAUUUCCGUGACAUGGGUCUUCAUGUAUCUAUGAUGGCUGACUCCACCUCCCGAUGGGCUGAGGCACUGAGAGAAAUCUCUGGCCGUUUGGCUGAGAUGCCUGCUGAUUCUGGCUACCCAGCCUACCUUGGAGCACGUCUUGCUACAUUCUAUGAGCGAGCUGGUCGUGUUACAUGCUUGGGCAAUCCACACAGAGAAGGCUCUGUCAGUAUAGUAGGAGCCGUGUCUCCACCUGGUGGUGACUUCUCUGACCCUGUUACCUCUGCCACCCUGAAUAUUGUGCAAGUGUUCUGGGGGUUGGACAAGAAACUGGCCCAACGCAAACAUUUCCCAUCUGUCAACUGGCUCAUCUCCUACUCAAAAUAUAUGCGAGCCCUGGACGACUUCUAUGACAAAAACUAUCCAGAAUUUGUUCCUCUUAGAACCAAGUGCAAGGAGAUUCUGCAGGAAGAAGAGGAUCUGUCAGAAAUUGUACAGCUGGUCGGAAAGGGUUCUCUAGCAGAGGCAGAUAAAAUCACCUUGGAGGUGGCCAAAUUAAUCAAAGAUGAUUACCUGCAGCAAAAUGGCUACACCCCAUAUGACAGGUUCUGUCCGUUCUAUAAGACUUCAGGAAUGAUGCGCAACAUCAUUGCAUUUUAUGACCUUGCUCGCCAUGCAGUGGAGAGCACAGCCCAAAGUGAGAACAAGAUCACCUGGGCCAUCAUCCGUGACCAGCUUGGUGACCAGCUGUACAAGCUGUCAAGCAUGAAGUUCAAGGACCCAGUCAAGGAUGGUGAAGCCAAAAUCAGAGCAGAUUUUGAUGAACUGCUGGAAGAGAUGCAGACGAAAUUCAGAAACCUGGAGGAUUAAAAACUUUGAGUAACACUUUCCAUGCUAACAAGGACUUGCCCAUAACUAAACUAAAUCCAGACCUACUAGUCUCAGUGUGGUCGUGUACCCUGGAUUUGUCAGAUCCUGUUCUAAAACCAAAAUAUUUAAGUAGGAGACUUUCUUUGUGCUCUGAAUUGUUUGAUGUAUAGAAGUUAUGAGUGUCUCAUGCAGGUUUGAAUGAUGUCAUUAGUAUCAUCUUAUCAAAGGAAAGAUUAAAUGUCUGGUAGACAUUUUUUCUACUUGUCCUUUUUAACCUGUGAUCUAGGUGUGGCCACCACAAAUAGCCUUGAAUUAAUGAUUGUUUUACUAGGGUCUAUGACAAAAUGCUACGUUUGGUUUAUUUGAAUGGGUAUCAUUUAAGGAAAAAAGUAAAAAUUAUCUAGUUCCCUAGCAUACACUUGCUGAGUAAAACAAAAUGCUCAACAUUUUAUUCACUAUUAUUUUGUAAAAUGCUUUAAGAAAUCUUCGGAGUGCUGUACAAUGUUGAACGUCAUUAAGGAUAAUCAAAUGUUCAAACAUAUCUGUUAUUGCAUAUUACUGCCACAUCCAAACUUGCAACAUUCCAAAAAAUUAAACCAGUUUCAUCUCGUUGACCUAUCUGCCAACCUACCCACCCCAAUCUCAUUUCUUUCCUAUAAAUUUUUAGACCUACCCCCACAUGUUUUUUUUUUUAAUGUCAUUUCAUGAUUUAAAGCAGCAUCAUGGGAGAUAAAGAUGGCUUUCUUCAAGGUGCAGAAUUUUUUUUUUAGAAAACAGAUGUCGCAGAGAAAGGAUGCUAUUUUGUAGCUGUAUCUUACCUGUGAGAAUGCGUACCAUAAUAUGAACUGAUUGUAUUAUAUUUGUGUGUGAGUGAUAUGAUAAUCCAGUUCAAUUUUUUUUUCAAUAUAAAGAGUCAGUACCACCUGUACGACCAACUCACAAUAUGGCUGUGACAGUUGUAUAAAAUUUUCACUCAGAAAAGCGUUUAAAGAUUUUUCUCCGUGCUUUUUGUCAGCUUAUAUUUUUCUUGUAUCUUGUGUGUCUGAGCAGCCAAAGCUUAACUUAUGUAUGCAUCUUUGCAUUCACCAUCUUUGAAGUUUUGUGCUAUUAGUCUUAAAGUAAUGUGAUAAAAUUUACAAAUGUAGAUUUUUGUUCAUAUGAUGAACCAAUAACCACCAAAUAGUUCGAUAAAUUCUUUUUGAAACUAAACGCAGAGCAGAUUCUUCAGUUUUCUGUGUCCUGUGAGAUUGCUGUCCCUUCAUUUGAACAUAGAUCACAAGGCAGAUGAUUGUGUAAUGUUUUAUUGAUUUAGAAAAAGGGCAUAUUAACUGAUUCACACACAAAAUUUAUGCAUUAUAUACAUAAGUAUGUGUGUGUGAGAGAAAGAGGGAGAGAGCAAAAGAGGGAAAGCUUAGAAGGGUUUUGUUUAAGACAUUAAAAAAUUGGUCCAGGACAAAACUUCAGUUGGGAUGUUCAGGGUAACAAAAUAUACAAAAACUGUGUCCCUUCUUGCUCUCUUUUCGAGUUUGUAUUUGACAGAAAUGUGACAAACGUAAACGAACAACAAAUUACAACACUUAAUUCUUUUCAUUGUUGUCUUUGCACAAUGAAAUUGUUCUCCUUAAAUGCUUUGAUGACUUUCCUGUGACACCAGCUAAAAUGGCAUCAAGAUCAAAAAGCCUGUUAGGUAAUCUGCAUUUUUAUGUUGAAGCAGUUCUGCAUUGAUAUUUUAUUAGUGACAUGUCAUGUAGGCAUUUGUUUAUGCUCAUUUGAUGUUUGUACAAGAAUGUUGUCUCUCUUUAACCAUACAGGAAUACCUUUUUGGCAAGAAUGACUGCUGUACGGUUUAUAGUAGACAGGAUUUGUGCAUGUUGUAAAAAAACUAGUUUGAUAGUUUAUGAUUUAUGGGCAAUGAUAUCAAUGUAAACAGAAAGGAUAUUAGAUUAGACAUCAUAUGUAUGUGUAUAUAUAAUGAACAGGUGAUGUCUUUGGGAUGGUGUACAGAAUAAAAGGAGUGAUGAAAA